CUCUCGCUCUCCCGAUAUGCGAGAAGAGACAGGAAGCGCCUCGAACGCGAGAGCCAAGAAGGGAACAACACACCUACUACUACUGCAGAGAGCAUGUUGACGCGCAAGCAACAGUGGCGCCGAGUGAGGGGGCCGAGGUCGUCCGUGGAAACACACCAGCUCGCCGAUAGAGGCGGCAGAAAGACCUGCCCGCGUGCCGCGAGGGUGCCGGAUGCGCUCGCCCACCCUCGUGCCAUCAACUCUCUGAGCAUCGAUGAUUCUCUGCUCCGUCUAGUUGCGACCGGCCGCCCCGCUGCCAGCGAUGAAGAAGACGAGCCUGCGGCCGCCGCCGCCCCGGCUGUCCCAAGCAGCAGCGUGCGCCGACCUGUGGUUGAUGAAAUUGGCGCAAUCCGCGUUGGAAGCAACGUUCGGUUCAACCACCAAGUGAGGGUGGUCUUGGUGCCUUCAAGGAAGGAGCUCCGUCCGCUCAUCGAGGAGCUGUGGUGGGGAACGAACGACUACGUUGAGUUCAGGCGCGAGUUCGUCCAAGCAAUGAGGGAGGCAGCCGCCGCCGAGGUGGAAAACAGAGCCAACCAAGAAACACCAUCUGUGCCGGAGAUCCAAGACACGGUAUCCAACAUAUUCCCGACGGUGGGUGGCCCGGCCGAGGGCCAGGAAGACGGCGGCGACUGCGACGGCGGGCUGCUCCGGCCGGCGGCCCCGGGGGUUGUGCUCGUCGCCACCUCGAUCCCGCCGGAGGCGCUAACCCUAGCGUCGGCGGCGACGACGGCGAGGAAGCCGCCGGCCACCGCGGAACGCCGCCGGAAAAAGUCGACGGCGGGCGGGGGCCGGCGGGGGCGGAAGAAGGAGGGAACGUCACUUCUGCCGUCCCCGGGGUCGUUUUCAUCCUCGCGGGAUUCGUGGCGCCUGGUGGCCCCGGCGGUGCAGGAGUUGCGCCGGGCGGAGCGCGUGAAGCGGGCGGCGGACUUCAAUUGGGCCCCGAUCGCCGGGCCAUCCACGGCGGCGGCGAAAGCGGCGGCAGCGGCGGCGGCAGAGGCGGCGGCGGCACAGGACGAAGAAGAGGACGGGGGGUACCGCACCCACUCGUUGAGCUCGGCGUCGGAAGAAGGCUGUGAUGACAGCGACGAGGAGAGCGGGCACGGCUGCGGGAAGGACGAGGAGUGCCGGGGUGCGGCCAAGACAAUGACCAGGUCUCCUCAGCAGCCAGGUUGCGGCCCCGACUUGUUCUCCCGCGAUGAGCGCACCGUUUGCAUGGCAUGAUUUUAUGUAUCGGUUCUCUACCCUCACGCCGGCGGUAGAUUCUGCGGUACGGCUGCCAUUAUGGGCCUGCAAGUCCUUUGUAGCUUGCCUUGCGGAAGAAUGGCGUUCUGGGUUUGCACUCGGCAGGGGAUGAGUAGCGAGGCGAGUUGAUGAUGAUAGGAUUGUUCCCCACGCUCUACCUGGGUGUCGUGACUUGCGCGAUUCGCUCACCCACAAGGGCAAAAAAGGGGUUGCGGAUCGUGUUUUGUGGAGGAGUUAAUGCGUCGACGCGUGGGUGCUGCUGCGGAUAAAAGAGAGUGCUUUGCCCACAACGGAAGGACGUUUAUUUGAUCCAUGACAACAAGAAGGAUGCGUAUUGUAUGCUACUCCGAUUGGUUUCUUCUUGUGAGCGUGGGAGUGCUUCUGUGUUUCGGGAGUUCUAUGUGUGUGGUUUUCGUAUGUUGGCUUGUUUCCGAUGGGGUUGGGCAUGCAUUACACCCUUCUCCCUGGACGGUUUGUGAUUUCAUGUAUUUUUUGGAACGCGUUGUGUCUCCGUUUCCACCAUAGACUAGAGGAGGGGAACACCAGAGGAAAGGCCGAGGUCUCUGUUGUUCUGGUGAUUUGUCUGUUGCUUGCAGUCCAUGAGAACAUUCGUGCUAUACUUCAUGGUUGCUGCCUAUUUGUUUGUGGCUACUUUUCAGAGGCAAUGCAUGCUUUGGGAAGAGGCCUUCUAUACUUAAUGGUUGCUGCCUAUGUUGUUUGUGGCUACUUUUCAGAGGCAAUGCAUGCUCUGGGAAGAGGCCUUCGGCACUCCAAAAACAGGGAGAGAACGCUAGAGGAGGAAACGCUCAGAACUGGCUGGGUACAUGGUGAUAUGUCAGACGCUCGUGUGUCUUUGUUUUUUUGCGAACGCUCGGUUUGUUUGCUGCUCACUGGUCUGGAGGGUCGUGGACGAUCGAUCCUAGCGUCAUUUUUGUGCGUUUUUUUUUUUGAUGUCCAGAGGCACCCCAACAGUGUGGGACGAGCUCUCGACAUGCGAAGUGGGAUGCAUGGGUGGCCUGGGUUGCUGUUAUUUCGGAGGGUUGCGACAGUUUUUGCGAAGUGUGAAGUUUGAAGCACUGAACCUUGCUGCUGCUGCUUCUGCUGGGUGAGGGGUGCUUGUCCCAUGUGUAUGUAGCUCGACUUGUUUGCUGCUUGCAGUCGGCGAGAGCAUGUGUUUGCACAAAACCUUCUACGUACUGCAUUUGUUGUGUAGAGGCGCCAUGCUUUGGAACGACGCCUUGGACACUCAGAACAGCGGGGGGGGGGGGACAGGCAGAAACUGUCAGAACUGGCUGGGUACGUGCACUUGCGUGUCUUCGUUUUUUUUUCUUCUUGUU
Ectocarpus siliculosus is the source of this 2618-nucleotide messenger RNA. The record is from the annotation of a GenBank genome assembly. NCBI's taxonomy places the organism in Eukaryota, Phaeophyceae, Ectocarpales, Ectocarpaceae.